AUUAGAUUCGAGUUACAGAAUCGACUCCCUGAACGUCUCGAUCGACACUUAAAUUCAGAUUUACUGGGUUUGGACCCUAUAAAUCCCGGAUUUCGAGUACAUUGGAGACGUAGUCAUUGGCUUGAUUCAUUUUUGAAUUUCAUUGGAUUUGAUUACGGUCGAAUUUGAGUGAUUUUGAAGAAUUGUUGAAUUUUAUAAAAUCUAACCUAUCUCUAACAUCUGGAGAUUAAAGAAAAUCGCAGAAAAAUUAGAAGCGAUUAUUAAUGAAUGUUAAUUUUCACAUUCAAUCAUGGUUAUGUCAGCCCUGGGGUCGAGUGAGCGGAAACGUAUUUCAUCAUUAACAACUCGAGGGAAACAUGAGUAAAUGUACUUGAAAAUUGAAGUACUCGAUGAUGUACUUGGUGCCGAAUGUGAAAAAAUAAUUUAAUCAUAUUUUAUUAAUUUGGAGUAAAUACCUGAUCAUGGAGAUAAUGGAAGAUGAUCUAGCCUUAAGUGAAAACGACGAAGACGCAACAAUUAAUACAGACGAGAGCUAUGGAGACGAAUUGAAUCAGUUUCCUCAUGUGGUGCAGUUUAUAUGUAAAUUGCAGGGACAUAUAAAAUGGCAGCAUGAGAAAAUUAUUAAGUUACGGACUAAAUUAUUAAGAGAGAGGAGAAAAAAAGUACAAGAAUCAAAGAAACUAUACGUUGAUAUUGAAGUGCAAACCGAACCUGAGCCAAAGGAAGUAAAACCAAAAGUUUUACAUAACUGGAGCACAAAUGAUUCCGACACUCCCGGAAGUCUCGUCGAGCAAGUAAAGCAGGUAGCGGAAUCAGCUGUGCAACAAACCGGCUUCGCAUACGAAGAGACCUCUGGAUUAUAUUACGAUUAUAAUACUGGAUAUUAUUAUGACGCGGCACAAAGUCUUUAUUACGAUGGAAAUUCUGGAACCUACUAUUCUUACGAUGGAACGACUAAAACGUACAUCUUUCACAGCCAAGUGCAGACUGCACCUCAAGAAGACGCAGAGAAGAAACAGAAAAAAAAUAAAAGAAAGGAAGAAAGGCGAUCCAAAAGGGCACAGAAGGUUUCAGACGACAUAAAUGCGUUAAUUGCCGGUGUCUCAAAGAUAUCGAUACAAAGAUACUGGCCGCAAGCAGCAGGGGAAAACUCCGAAGGCGAUGAGCCAGAAGAGGGCGAGUGCUCGGACAGUGAUAACAACUCUAGUGCCCAGGAAAUUUCUCCUGGCCCGUCUUCAAGCACCGAGAGCGAAAACGAUGAAGAACAAGACUUAGCGAAGACCUAUCCUCCCUGUAUGCGGAUAAUCGUGAAAGAGACCAGCCUUCCAAAAUUAAAGGUGGGGUCCCUGUUCCUCGUCGCAUACACCGGCGGUUCAAUGGGCAGAGAAGGUGAUCACUCCGUUCUUAUCCCGGACAUAAAUAUCAGCAAGCAUCACGCCCAGUUUCGCUACGACGAGGACAAGAAACGGUACGAGAUCAUUGAUUUGGGUUCACGAAAUGGAACCUACCUCAACGGAACUAGACUUUCCGUGUCGAAACAAGAGUCGGAGCCUCGCGAAAUAACGCAUGGCUCCAUAGUGCAAAUCGGUAGUACAAAAUUGUUGUGUCACAUCCAUGUCGGACACGAAACCUGCGGAUAUUGCGAGCCCGGUCUCCUGCAAAACUGUAGAAAUACGGGAGAAAACGUCAUUUCAAGCAAGAAGGAGCAACACAGGUCGGAGCUGAAGCGGUUGAAAAAUAAAUUUGGGGUCGACAAAGACAAUACCGCCACUGCCAGCCAACCUGCCGUGGGUUAUCAGGACAGAGCGCAGGCAAGGCGUGAUUGCGUGGGAUCCUCUAACCAUCACGCUAAAACUCAACAGAGCUCCGUCGACGUCUCGAUAGCGAAAGACAACAAGGGCUUCAAGUUGCUGUCGAAGAUGGGCUGGUCGGAAGGACAGUCCCUCGGGAAAGACGGAAGCGGUAGGACGGAACCCGUUCAAGUGGUGAGCAACCGCACCAAGACUGGUUUGGGUGCAUCGGACGCGGAGAUUUCCACGAUCGAGAUUUCCCCGGGAACGGAGAAGAAGCAGGCGCUGUGGAGGAAGACUCAGCAGAGAUACAAGGAGAUUUCGGAAUAGUUAAUACGUAUGUUUUCUUCUUCGGGAGAAGAGACGUCGAUAGAAGUCGAAUCAUGGGCGUCGAUUCCCCUUUGCUGGGAUUUUUCUCUUCUUAUUUAUUUAAAGACUCUUCGAGGUGGACCGUGGAUCACCUCGUACUUGCAAUUAUUGUUCACUUAGAUCGUUCAACCGUGUACAUACGUAUAAAGGAAAUACUCGGCUCGGGCAUUGCAGGGCCCGGAAGUCGUUCGACUCGUUUGACGCGUUAAAAAUCGUUGUCCGAGUUUGUAAUUAUUAUUCGGACAAUUUUAUACCUGGUUCGGGUUGCUCUCGCGGUGACGCUGUAACGCAAUAAUAUGCUCAUGUUACAAAUAA
Orussus abietinus is the source of this 2474-nucleotide messenger RNA. RefSeq names its product angiogenic factor with G patch and FHA domains 1. The transcript has 10 exons. The record is from RefSeq and is a predicted model, not a curated record. NCBI's taxonomy places the organism in Eukaryota, Metazoa, Arthropoda, Insecta, Hymenoptera, Orussidae. The coding region runs from base 462 to 2120 and encodes 552 amino acids. Gene Ontology annotation, molecular function: protein binding; nucleic acid binding.